AUGAAAGCAUCAAAGGAAUUGAAAAUAACCACACGGAAGCAGUUUGAAAAAAUGGUAGAGUUGCUUGAACAAAAACCUGAAUUGGCGCAAUCGUACCAUAGUGGCUUACACAAAGUGGACACAAAGGCAGAAUGGGUAGAAAUAUCGAAAAAACUAAACCCUUUAGGACCACCUUCUCGUACCGGGCCUGAAUGGAUGAAAGUGUGGGCCGACUAUAAAUGCAAUUUAAAAAAAAAACUUCUUCAUAACAAAACUGAAUUUCUCGCAACGGGUGGAGGUUUAAACAACCAAUAUAAUUUGACACCGGUAGAAGAAGCUGCUUCAGCUUUGUUGCAAUUGAACAGUAUUAUUAGUCCCGAUGGUGAGGAAAACGGUAUAAGUUCUUCUAAAGAGACCGGAAAUAUUUCUUGUGUUGAUGUUAAUGAGAGCGAUGAAAUAUUUGUUCCAAGUACGUCAAAAAAUAUUCGAAGAAAGGCAACAAAAAAUGUUUCCGCCAAACAAGAUAUAAUUGAACAACAGUUAAAGGUUCAAACAGACUUGUACAAUGAGGUGAAAGAUUCCUUAAAACAAAUAGAAAGAUAUGCUCGCAAACAACAUAAAAUAAAGGAGGAAAGUCUAAGCAUUUAUAAAAGUGAGCUAAAAAUAAAAAAAGAAAAGUUUGAAUUGUACAAGAAAGAAGUUAAGAAAAAUGAUGAUCACAGAAGAUUAAUGCUACAAUUAAGAACUGAUGAAAUCGAUAUUAAAAAACGAAGAAUUGAACUCGAGGAAUACAAAAAUCGUUUUAACCAGUAG
Molecule: messenger RNA, 792 nt
Organism: Calliphora vicina (urban bluebottle blowfly)
Lineage: Eukaryota; Metazoa; Arthropoda; Insecta; Diptera; Calliphoridae
Exons: 2
Coding region: 1-792 (263 amino acids)
Source: RefSeq, a predicted model, not a curated record